UGGAACGGAUGGGCUACUCGUCAUUGCGUUUGAACUAAGUGCCCCUUCACCGUCUGCCCCUUCUCUGCUCAUGUCCACCUUUGCCAUGGAAACGUCUUUUUUCGCAUAGUCAUCUUACCAACGCGCCACCUGCCGUCCCUCGAGCCCCCUUUCUCCCCGCGCAUUGCUCCCGUGCACCUUCAACCGAUCUCCCGACUCUACCUCCGACGCCCAACUGCUUCCUCUCUCGACACGACAUGGCGUCUGCCCUGAACAAACGCCAGCAGGCGCGUAACGAGCGCACAUUACAGGAACUCAUCAAGUCGGUUCCUGGGAAUGGAAACUGCGCAGACUGCGGCGCGCGCAAUCCAGGAUGGGCAAGCUGGAGCCUGGGCAUCUUCCUGUGCAUGCGAUGCGCAGCCUUGCAUCGCAAGCUGGGCACGCACAUCUCCAAAGUCAAGUCGCUGAGCAUGGACAAGUGGGACAACGCCCAAGUUGAUAACAUGAAGCGCAUCGGCAAUGUCGAGUCCAAUAAGACAUACAACCCCCGUAACGUCAAGCCGCAAAUGCCCAUCGAUAUCGACGAGGUAGACAGUGCUAUGGAACGGUACAUCAGGGCAAAGUACGAGCAGAGAAUAUACCUCAACGAUUCACGGCCAGGCACACGACAAAACACGGGUAGCACGAGCUCAGAAGACCGACCGCCGCCAUUACCACCGAAGCCAAGUGGUCGCUUUGGAUUCGGGCUGCGUAAAGCCGCAACUUCGCCGCGCAACAUAACACCUCCCAUCUCCCCAGGCCUCGAAGAAUUCCGACAAGAUUUGUCCCCGCCCCGAGUAAACAAGCCUUCACGCGUGUUUGGCUCCAAUGUACAUACAUCAGGCGACGGCAUGGACUCCAAAUUAACCACACUUCGGGACAUGGGCUUUCCGGAUGAGAAGCGCAAUUCCACUGUACUAAAGGGUCUGAAUGGGAACCUCGAUCGAGCAGUCGAGGCUCUGAUCCGACUGGGCGAACAAAAUCCCGUCAUAUCAAGAAGUACCACACCAACUCCGCCUACGAAGCCUGUGGCCAACGGUUUAUCUUUCGACAAUGCACCCGCCGCCUCAUCGUCUAUGAAUCCCUUUGAUGCACUAGAUGCACAAGCGCAGGCUCCUCAACAGCAGGCAUUAUAUGGGGGAGCUCAAGGACAGCACUCGUAUCCUUCGAAUUCCUACAAUCCGUUUUUAUCACAGGCAUCCCAAGGUUAUACCCAGCAGCAGGUUCCCCAGCAGCAGCAGCAGCAGCAGCAGCAGCAGCAACAGCAACAACAACAACGACAGCAAAGCCUUGGAUACCUGCCAAAUCCCUGGGAACAGCAACAGCAACAGCAACAGCAGCAGCAGCAGCAGAGCCUCGAACAAUCUUUCCAAGGUAUGCAAGUUUCGAGUUUGCAGCCUCAACAACCCCUGUUUCCAAACCGAACCGGCGGUUAUGGGCAAUCACAAAUCUCGUACGCUCAAACAAACCCAUAUCUCCAACCUUUCGCGCAACCUUCUAUGCCACAGGUACCUGAGCAGUACAACUCCUUCAUGGCGCCACAGCAACCGCAGUACCAGUCCAUGUCCAGCCCUUCAAGUCCAGGAAACCCCUUCCUAAAGUCGUCCCAAAGCCAAAUAUUCACACCAACCAAUAUCGCAAACUCGAAUCCUUUUGGACAAUCGCCCUUCCAGCAGCAGGCAACGCAGCCACAGUCAGUUACAUCUCAGCAGCAGAUGCCUAAUCCAUGGUCGCAACAACAACAAGAGCAACAACAACAACAAAGUCAAGUUCCAACUUCCCAGUUAGUAAACCCUUGGCAAAAUCAAUCUGGUUACCAAGCCCAGAUCCAGACCCCUGUUCAAAACUACCAGAGCCAGCAGCAAAGCUUCCAGAAUCAACAACAGUUGUACCAGCAACAAAGUUCCAACCCAUUUGAUAAGAACGCUUCGAUUCUCUCCUUGUACAACCAACCACAGGCUCCAUCUCAGCAGCCAGCACAGCAACAAGUUCAACCAACAGGUACACAGGCUCCGGUACCAGCCGCACCAGCUACUCAAGCACCCGGCCAGUCGAAUCCAUUUGCUAGCAUGUCUGCUGCGCCCCAAGGCCAAGCUUUGUCUGCUGCACAGACACCGGGUGUGAGACAUGUUAGCAACGAGAGUGUAGAUUUUUCUGGACUAAUGGGUGGACGUCAUUCGCCUGAUGCCUUUUCUGGACUAAGCUCUAGCUUCCGACGUUGAAGAUACUUGCUAGAUUGCAUGACGUUGAUGUACAGCUAAAGUAGCAUGUUUCUAAUUUUGGAGGAAAGUUAAUAUUGGAUAUAUUGAACGAGUGUUUCGGGUUGUGCUAGAAGGUUUUGGGAGACUGACUUGUUGUAUGAUACCUGGUGGGUAGGAGCGGUGCCACAUUACCUAUGAUCAUAGUUGCUAUCUCAUUGUAAUUGAGUCUGUAUGAGAAGUGGUUAUUUCUGGAUGCCACGUUCAUGUGCUGUCUGUCAUGUUGGCAUCUUGGUAGCUGGUAGCUGGGGACGAAUGCGUCUUCUCUGUAGCCUUGUAUGCUGGACAUUUGUUUCAUGUUUCUUGUUCGACUAGAUCAGGCUAGUAUUAAUUACACGAGUUAACAAUAUAUGCUGGUC
This is a messenger RNA of Bipolaris sorokiniana ND90Pr, 2635 nucleotides long. RefSeq lists its product as uncharacterized. Gene Ontology annotation, molecular function: GTPase activator activity; protein binding. Gene Ontology annotation, biological process: intra-Golgi vesicle-mediated transport; endoplasmic reticulum to Golgi vesicle-mediated transport; endocytosis. Gene Ontology annotation, cellular component: Golgi apparatus. The record is from RefSeq and is a predicted model, not a curated record. Bases 237 to 2240 code for a protein of 667 amino acids. Lineage: Eukaryota; Fungi; Ascomycota; Dothideomycetes; Pleosporales; Pleosporaceae. The transcript has 4 exons.